Messenger RNA from Cryptosporidium ubiquitum, 930 nucleotides. RefSeq lists its product as uncharacterized. Bases 1 to 930 code for a protein of 309 amino acids. The transcript has a single exon. Lineage: Eukaryota; Apicomplexa; Conoidasida; Eucoccidiorida; Cryptosporidiidae. The record is from RefSeq and is a predicted model, not a curated record.
AUGAAAGAGAUAGAUGAAAAUUCAAGAACGUGGUCUGGAACACGUAAUAUGAAAGACUUUGAAAUAUCUUCAGAAAUUAGGGAAGAGAAAAAAAAUAGGAGCCAACAAAAACACUCAAAAAGAAUAAAGAGUUGCCUGAAUUACUUGCUAGUCGCAGCAGCUACUGCAAUUGCUUUGAUUUUAAUCUUUAUAAUUUUAGAUAGAAAUGGAAGGAACCCUGUACUAGUUUAUUUCCAAGGGAUAUUUCCUUCAAAAACUGGAGAAGAAGGGGAAUUUUUCAGAUCAAAUUUACAAGAAGUAGCAGAUACUCACAGCUUUAUGGAAAAAGGUGUGAAUUCCAGAUACCAUAAUAGUUCUGGAAGCAGUGAUCAACUUGGUUUGAAAUCAGAUUCUGGUCAUUAUCAAUCAGUAUUAGAGUUAUAUAUGAAUAGGCUCUUUGUUACUCCUUUAAAUAAGAUGAGUUUGACUAUCCCAGUUAAUGAUCAGAUACUCAGAAGUUAUCAAGUUGAAGCAAUAGAUUACUCAAUAGAUGACGAAAUGGUUUUGUAUCUCUCUCUAGAGCACCAACUUAAAAUUAACAACGAGACUAUGGUUUUAUAUGAUAAGUCCAUGAAUGUAAUUAGUCAUUUCCCAACCUACGGAGAUGAAAGAGAUACCGAAAAGGAUGUUAAUCAAAAUGCAAACAUUACAAACAACCAAAAUAAUAGUACGGAAAAUAAGCUUAGAAACAAUGAAAAUAAAAGACGUUUACAGCAGCUAAAACAGCAUGAAUAUUAUAAUUAUACAUCUACAUCAGAGUGGAACCAUAAGCCAGAAAUUGUUAAUAACAUUAUUCCAACAUACUAUCCUAGGAAUCCGUACGUUCCACCAUAUGGAAAUCCCUAUUACUUUGCCCCAAAUAUAUUAGUUCCAUAUGUAUAUAUUUAUUAA